AUGUCUCAAAAUUCCGAAAAGCCGUCGAGUCAAGAUGUUGCAGACCCUACAGGGCCAGCAGCCCGUAAAGGUGUUCUUAUAUCAUUUAGAACUGGAAAGACGAUGGAAAUACCUGAAAAAGACAUAUUGGGCAGAUGUAGAUUUGUUGGAGAAUUUGAAAAGUUAAAUCGCAUCGGCGAAGGCACUUAUGGUAUUGUUUAUAGAGCAAAGGAUAAGUUGAAUGGAAAUAUUGUGGCAUUAAAGAAAGUAAGGAUGGAUGUGGAAAAGGAUGGCUUGCCUUUAAGUGGUCUUCGUGAAAUUCAAGUACUAAUGGCUUGUCGGCAUGAAAAUAUUGUACAAUUAAAGGAGGUAUUAGUGGGGCGUUCUUUGGAAAGAGACCUGAAAGUUUCAAAUCUGUUACUUACAGAUAAAGGAUGUGUUAAAAUAGCCGAUUUUGGCUUAGCUCGCUGGCUUGGCGCUCCUGCACGUAGUGCAACACCGCGAGUUGUAACGCUGUGGUAUAGAGCACCAGAAUUGUUAUUGCAGUCUCCAAAACAGACUCCUGCACUUGACAUGUGGGCUGCUGGUUGUAUUCUUGGUGAACUACUGGCUAACAAGCCCCUGCUGCCCGGAAGAACUGAAAUUGAACAACUUGAACUUAUUGUUGAUUUGCUUGGCACCCCAUCAGAUGCAAUUUGGCCAGAAUUUAGUACUUUGCCAGCUUUACAAAACUUUACAUUAAAACAGCAACCUUAUAACAACUUGAAACAACGCUUUCCAUGGCUAUCAGCAGCAGGUUUACGGCUGCUUAAUUUCCUGUUUAUGUAUGACCCAAAUAAGAGAGCCACGGCUGAGGAGUGCUUGCAGAGCUCAUACUUCAAGGAACAACCUUUACCUUGUGAUCCAAAACUGAUGCCAAGCUUCCCGCAGCAUAGAAACAUGAAGGGUCAGCAGAAGCCAACAACCAAUCAGUUGAACAUACCACUUUCUAAUUUGAACACUGGCGCCAACGACCAGACCAAUAACUUACCCGCCAUCUCAGAUCUGCUCGGGUCUCUUGUCAAGAAGAGGAGGCUGGAC
Molecule: messenger RNA, 1059 nt
Organism: Iphiclides podalirius (scarce swallowtail)
Lineage: Eukaryota; Metazoa; Arthropoda; Insecta; Lepidoptera; Papilionidae
Source: the annotation of a GenBank genome assembly